Messenger RNA from Seminavis robusta, 231 nucleotides. Lineage: Eukaryota; Bacillariophyta; Bacillariophyceae; Naviculales; Naviculaceae. The record is from the annotation of a GenBank genome assembly.
AUGGAGACUACCGCUUUUGGUUUCGUGGAGCGGAGAAUGCAUUUGGCGGAUUCUACGACAUUCCCGUCCUUUAAAAAAAAAGCGGAGACGGUCCAAUCAUCUUUCUUCAAUCGUCCAUCCAUCCAUGGAGAUGAGCUCGCAGGUGCCAAAGUCAUCUUUGAGCUAUUUAUUCAAAGACCUGGAACAAAAACCAUGGACAUGGAUGGAACGGUUGUCGCCAUUCAAGCUUAG